AGGGGGGAAAUGCAUCCUCCAGAAGUCACCACCAAGAUGUCUUCAGUUCGGUUCAUGGUGACACCAACAAAGAUUGAUGACAUUCCAGGUUUGUCAGACACCAGCCCAGACCUCAGCUCUCGAUCUAGUUCGCGAGUAAGAUUUAGCUCCCGAGAAAGUGUGCCAGAAACAAGUCGUAGUGAGCCUAUGAGUGAACUGUCUGGGGCCACUACUUCUCUGGCAACUGUUGCCCUAGAUCCUUCCAGUGACCGGACUUCUAACCCCCAGGAUGUUACCGAAGACCCGAGUCAGAACUCCAUCACAGGGGAGCACAGCCAGCUGUUAGAUGACGGACAUAAAAAAGCUCGAAAUGCUUAUCUCAACAAUUCCAACUAUGAAGAAGGAGAUGAGUAUUUUGAUAAAAAUCUGGCACUCUUUGAGGAAGAAAUGGACACCAGACCAAAGGUGUCUUCUCUCCUCAACCGCAUGGCCAACUAUACUAACCUGACACAGGGAGCAAAGGAGCAUGAAGAGGCGGAGAACAUCACUGAAGGGAAGAAGAAGCCUACCAAGAGCCCCCAAAUGGGUACUUUCAUGGGUGUCUACCUCCCAUGUCUACAAAAUAUUUUUGGAGUGAUCCUCUUUCUGCGUCUCACCUGGGUGGUGGGCACAGCUGGAGUCCUUCAGGCCUUUGCAAUUGUCCUCAUCUGCUGCUGCUGUACGAUGUUGACUGCCAUCUCCAUGAGUGCCAUUGCCACUAAUGGAGUGGUGCCAGCUGGGGGCUCAUACUUCAUGAUUUCCCGGGCCCUGGGCCCAGAGUUUGGUGGGGCUGUUGGCCUCUGCUUUUACCUUGGCACCACAUUUGCAGCCGCCAUGUAUAUUCUUGGUGCCAUUGAAAUUUUCCUGGUGUAUAUUGUCCCCCGAGCUGCCAUCUUUCGCAGUGAUGAUGCACUCAAGGAAUCAGCAGCCAUGCUAAAUAACAUGCGUGUCUAUGGCACAGCCUUCUUGGUCCUCAUGGUCUUGGUGGUAUUCAUCGGCGUACGCUAUGUGAAUAAGUUUGCCUCACUUUUCCUGGCCUGUGUAAUUGUGUCCAUUUUGGCUAUCUACGCUGGUGCCAUCAAGUCUUCCUUUGCUCCACCACACUUCCCGGUCUGCAUGCUGGGCAACCGCACCCUUUCAUCAAGACACCUUGACGUUUGCUCUAAGACCAAGGAUGUUAACAACAUGACAGUGCCAUCAAAGCUAUGGGGAUUCUUCUGUAACUCAAGUCAGUUUUUUAAUGCCACCUGUGACGAGUACUUUGUUCACAACAAUGUCACCUCCAUCCAAGGCAUUCCUGGGCUGGCUAGUGGUAUCAUUACUGAAAAUCUUUGGAGUAAUUAUUUACCAAAGGGGGAGAUCAUUGAAAAGCCAUCAGCCAAGUCAUCCGAUGUCUUGGGCAGCUUAAACCAUGAAUAUGUCCUUGCUGACAUCACCACCUCCUUCACUCUUCUGGUGGGGAUCUUCUUUCCUUCUGUUACAGGUAUCAUGGCUGGGUCAAACAGAUCCGGAGAUCUGAAAGAUGCUCAGAAGUCCAUUCCCAUUGGAACCGUCCUUGCCAUCCUGACCACAUCCUUCGUGUACUUAAGCAAUGUUGUCCUUUUUGGUGCAUGUAUUGAAGGAGUUGUUCUCAGAGACAAAUUUGGGGACGCUGUAAAAGGUAAUUUGGUUGUAGGCACCUUAUCUUGGCCAUCCCCAUGGGUGAUUGUUAUUGGCUCCUUCUUUUCAACAUGUGGGGCUGGACUUCAGAGCCUUACAGGUGCACCCAGGCUGCUUCAGGCUAUUGCCAAGGAUAACAUCAUACCAUUCCUUAGGGUUUUUGGUCACAGCAAAGCCAAUGGGGAACCUACCUGGGCCUUACUUCUAACUGCUGCCAUAGCGGAGCUAGGAAUUCUCAUUGCCUCCUUGGAUCUCGUGGCCCCAAUUCUUUCCAUGUUUUUUCUCAUGUGUUACCUCUUUGUGAACUUGGCAUGUGCCUUGCAAACAUUACUCCGAACCCCCAACUGGAGGCCCAGAUUCCGCUACUAUCACUGGGCCCUCUCUUUCAUGGGAAUGAGUAUCUGUCUAGCUCUAAUGUUCAUUUCUUCCUGGUAUUAUGCCAUUGUAGCCAUGGUAAUAGCUGGCAUGAUCUACAAGUACAUUGAGUACCAAGGGGCUGAGAAAGAAUGGGGCGAUGGUAUCCGUGGGCUGUCCCUCAGUGCAGCUCGCUUUGCUUUGCUCCGCCUAGAGGAAGGACCUCCUCACACUAAAAACUGGAGGCCUCAGUUGCUCGUCCUGCUGAAGCUGGAUGAAGACUUACACGUCAAACAUCCUCGCCUCCUCACCUUUGCCUCCCAGCUCAAGGCAGGAAAGGGGCUCACUAUUGUGGGCUCUGUCAUUGUGGGGAACUUCCUGGAGAACUAUGGUGAAGCUCUGGCUGCAGAGCAGACCAUUAAGCACCUAAUGGAUGCAGAAAAGGUAAAAGGAUUCUGCCAGCUGGUGGUGGCUGCCAAGCUGAAAGAGGGUAUUUCCCACCUCAUCCAGUCCUGUGGCCUCGGGGGCAUGAAGCACAACACCGUGGUGAUGGGCUGGCCCAAUGGUUGGCGUCAGAGUGAAGAUGCUCGAGCUUGGAAGACUUUCAUUGGCACAGUUCGAGUGACAACUGCUGCCCAUCUAGCCCUGCUGGUGGCUAAAAACAUCUCCUUCUUUCCCAGCAAUGUGGAGCAAUUUUCUGAGGGCAACAUUGAUGUGUGGUGGAUUGUUCAUGAUGGGGGCAUGCUCAUGCUAUUGCCCUUCCUCCUGAAACAGCACAAGGUAUGGAGAAAAUGCAGCAUAAGGAUCUUCACAGUGGCCCAGCUCGAAGACAACAGUAUCCAGAUGAAGAAGGACCUGGCCACCUUCCUGUACCAUCUGCGCAUUGAGGCAGAAGUGGAAGUGGUGGAGAUGCAUGACAGUGACAUAUCUGCCUAUACGUACGAGCGCACCCUGAUGAUGGAGCAGAGGUCCCAGAUGCUGCGGCACAUGCGCCUCUCCAAGACAGAGCGCGACAGAGAGGCACAGCUGGUGAAAGAUCGAAACUCAAUGCUACGCUUAACUAGCAUCGGUUCUGAUGAGGAUGAAGAGACAGAAACGUACCAGGAGAAGGUACACAUGACUUGGACCAAGGAUAAAUACUUGGCAUCCCGGGGGCAGAAGGUCAAGUCAAUGGAAGGAUUCCAGGACCUACUUAAUAUGCGUCCGGACCACUCCAACGUGAGACGGAUGCAUACAGCAGUGAAGCUUAAUGAAGUCAUAGUUAACAAGUCCCAUGAAGCAAAACUGGUCUUGUUGAAUAUGCCAGGACCACCCCGAAACCCUGAAGGUGAUGAAAACUACAUGGAAUUCCUAGAAGUACUCACCGAGGGAUUAGAGCGAGUCCUCCUUGUCCGGGGUGGUGGCAGUGAAGUAAUCACCAUUUACUCAUAAUCAGCUUGUGGAAGAUUCUGCUUGGUCUUACCUUCAAAAGACUCAUCGUCCGUCCACAGAGAUGACAGCUCUUUCCUACCACUCCCACUCAAUUCUUGCGGAGCUGAGCCCCAACUAUGCUCUUGGCUGCAACAUGAUCUGCCAUCCCAGCAGAAGUAAAUAUUCCCUCAACAUCAGAAUGGUCAAGUCCUAAAAGCUAUUUCUAUGGCAGGAGAAGGCAAGUCAAAAUUAACAAGCUAAGCCAAAGGGAACCUUUGUCACUGCUGAAGGUAGUAAGUUAGUAAAACGUGUGCUAGAAAUUUAACUAAAAAUGAAAAACAAGUUAAUAUCCAACAUUCAGGAUGAGUCUCAGAAGCACGGUUCAAUGAUGGCACCAGAGAGGUAACAGCCAGUCAGCCUCACCUUAGUAAAAAAUGAGCGGCCAAGUAAAUGUUACCAUUGUGGAGAUAGUAUACUAAUAUACAAAAAUCUGAAACAUAGCUGCAGCCUCUACUUAUUCAAAAGUCUGAUCCCCCAGAUACUAAGUUUUAUUGUCUGUACUGUGCCACUAUAUUUCAACUGUCUUUCUUUAAAAACCCAUUCUGUGGUUGUAAUGUAGAGUGUUACCAUGGAAAAUGUUUUUUGAAAGGUGAAAUGUUUUUCAGGUUCUCAAAUGGCUGGGCUAACGGGAUUCCAGAGAGGACUAUUAAAAUGUGCAGAAACAGAGUCUGUGGUUAGCUCUGCAGCACAAAGCACACAAGGUAUUAUCUGAGAAAUGUAGGUUGUUAUACAGCUUAACCAGGAGGGUCUCUUCUUCCAUCCUUAGUAGGCACUGAUUUAAACAAACAAACAAAAAUUGUAAGAAAGGGACACUAGGACACUAGUGUACUGCCACCUCCGAGGACUCCCAGCUUUAGAGGGGUUCAGUAGUGGAACUGGGCAUGUGAGAGCCAUACCCUUCACACGGUGCCAAAAUCAUCUGUCUAAAGUGGCAGACAGGUUUGCAUUGGCCUGAUGUUAGCAGCUUUUCUUUCACAAGAAAUCGAUCUGUGGCCUCUUCACCAAAGCCAUAGUGAAGACUUGAGGUACUCGCCUCCAUGCCCAGAGCUGAGCUUUUCCCGUCAAUGUUAUUCUUCUGACUCCAGAAACUUGGCUCUGAACCAAGUGCUUCCCUGAGCCAAUGAUCUGCUGUCAAGUUUUGUUUUCAAAAAGCUUUAAAUGUGCCAAGGAAAUACUUGUGUAAGGUCAGCUUCGUUUUCUAAUUUAUUGGUCAUGAAAACCUAGCUUACCAGCAUAGGAAGUCUUUGUGGCUGAGCAGUAAUUCCAAGUAUGUGAAACCUUCAUAUUCUUUACAAGAUAGUUAAGAAACUGUCUUCUUGCUUACAUACAUGGCUGCUUUUAAAUUCCCAUUUAUUUAUGGUAAAUUGUGCUGUGCUACAUACCCUGUAGGACAUGGAACACCUGGAAUUCAACCCCAGAGACAGAAGAAAACCCUCAAACAUGGUUUAAGAAGCUGAGUCAUAGGAUUUGUUCUUCAUCCCCCAGGCCCACUCAAGGUAGCAGAGAGGAUCCAGAAACUUUUCCUGCUCCUCCCUGCAUCGGGUAGAAGAAACAGUUUACAGUUCCCUUUCCAACACUCCAUUGCAUAGUUGAGUUUAGUCCCCUAGGCUCCAAGGUGUUAAACACCCAUUCUGUAAAAGCCAGCCUGCCCAGGAACUGCCUGACACAUCUACCCCUGACCAUGAUACUACCUGUUCCCAUCCUAAACAAAUGUGGGCAGAGAAUAAAGUUAACGUUAAGAAAGGCUGUUUGUGGUUAGAGCUAUGUAAGAAUCUUUUAAAGGGUAAGAGAAUUAGUAGCUAUUAAUAUAGCUAUUACCUCAGUCCCUAAAACAUAGAAAUCACUGUUACAUGGAAAAAUGGUUAUUAGGCCAGAUUUAUACUCAUCUCUGUCUAGAGCAUUUCAUGUCUAUGUGUUGCUUAUGUUGUCUGUCUGCAAAGUGUCUAUAUCUCUUUUAAUCACUGCAAAUAAAGCAAUACUGAAAACUUGAGAGAAAAUGCACCUUAGGGGAAGGGGCCAAAUGUUUCUAGAGGGAAGAGAAAGAUCUUCUCCUGCCUUCUUAUAACACCCAGCUUUUGUGUCUUACCUAUGAGUUUAGCAGGGCAGGCUGUAACAUUCACUCUCCCCAACUGGCCCUCAGCCUUUCAUAGCUGUCUUAAAAGCUGGAGUUUGAACUGCAGGCCUGCUUGACAGGUGCCAGCUUCCUCAUGGCAGAGGAAAAGUCACUGCUCUUCAUCUUCUGUUGCCUCCUAUUCUUGUGGCCCCAAGGAUCCCUCCAAUCCUCAUUCCCCGUAAAUGUUAAAAAAACUUAUUGUGGAUAUUAAAAUAAGUUACACUGUAAGUAUAUUUACAUGCUCUUUUUUUCUGGUUUAUUUUUCAUCAUGUAUAAUUUGAAUUCAGCAUUAGCUUCUCACAUCUUGCAAAAAAUGUCUGGUAUAGAAUUUUUGUCUCUGCUUAUGCGAUAUAGAAGUGAAAUAUUAACAGAUUUAAGGGGAACUUGAGAAACUUUUAAAGCAUUGUUCUCGACUGUUUAAUUUAUUGAAAGAAGAUGCUGCUACUCAGCAGCUGCUAUUCUUUUGUUUACAUAGAGUCUGGUUUUGUUUUGCUCUGUGCUGGGAACAUAAAUAAAGUUUUCUACAUUAUUUUCA
Peromyscus californicus insignis is the source of this 6149-nucleotide messenger RNA. It is a transcript of the gene Slc12a6, whose product is annotated as solute carrier family 12 member 6. Gene Ontology annotation, molecular function: potassium:chloride symporter activity. The transcript has 25 exons. Gene Ontology annotation, biological process: chloride transmembrane transport; potassium ion import across plasma membrane; potassium ion homeostasis. The record is from RefSeq and is a predicted model, not a curated record. NCBI's taxonomy places the organism in Eukaryota, Metazoa, Chordata, Mammalia, Rodentia, Cricetidae. The coding region runs from base 10 to 3462 and encodes 1150 amino acids. Gene Ontology annotation, cellular component: membrane.